AUAAUAUGUCCGAUAGCCAGGGAAUUGAAUCUUCAUUUGGGAGGGGUCUCCUCCAAAUGGAAGAUAAUCCAAAUAUCAACGUAUUUAAGACAACGAAUUCAGGCGACUUUUCCCACACAGAAAAAAAUGGAGAAAGCCUUAGCUUCACAUCUGGAGAGAAUUUGCAGAAUCCUUUGGGAAAUAUGGGUGAAUUCUCUGGGGAAGGCCUUGAUGCUGCCUACGACCCUAUGGAUUUCAGUGAUGGUAUCAAUAACUGCGAGGUAGUCAGGCCACAGGAUGAUUACGAUGAGGAUUACGAGUGAGAUAGUAACAACCCAAUUAUUCCUGAGACUACUCCUAUGACAAUGGAGCUCAAUGAUAGCAACUCGAUAAAGCUCAGAAAAGGCAUUUUAGUAGUUAGGAAGUACAAAGAAGGAGUAGACGAACUUAAUGAAUUUCAAAGUAUUCGUGGAUAUUCUGUAGUGGACAGGCAAGCGCCAAAGUCAGUCCGCUAUAAUGAGGGUAAUGCCCUUGAGAAAGUCAAGUACUUCUCUAAAGACGCUGAGCCUAACGCUCCAGCUCUCACUUUUGACCAAGUGAUUCAAAUCCAGAAUGAGUUAGAGAACUUAAAGGCUGAGGAAGUUAAGAUUGAAGAUAAUCUGAGCCAAGAGCAACAGAGAAAGGAUGGAAUUAGUAAGGAAAGAAAACGAGCUCUUGAAAACAUUAAGAAGAAAAAGCAGAGAAAAGAGGAAGAGAACAUCAUGCUACAAAACAUGAAGCCAGAGAUUGAGUAUGUCAGAGGAUCAUUGGUUAAGAUCCAAAAGCCAGAUGAUUACUUCCUUUCUGACCCAGAGGAGGACUCUCAAAUUGAUAUUCAGAAAGAAAGAGAAAGCAGAAUUCUUAGUAAAGUAUACUUUCAUGAAGAGAACAUUCCUAAAAAUCCGUCCAUGGAUAGUAUGAAGGUUUUUAAUACUAAGAACAAGAUGAUAGUAAAAGGAUCUUCUCUCAAAAAUACAUAUCUGAAAAAUAAAGGAAGUGUAAAAGACCAGAGCAAAACUGAUCUGUCUACUGAAAACGUUGAGCAGAGCUCUAGUUCAGGUCUGAACCUACUUUCUGCUAGCCUCAAUCAAGACAAUGAGGCAAGUGGUAAUUAUAAUCAUGCUACUGGUUUACAAGAAUACAAUACUUCUACGGUGGAUUUUUCAAACACUUUAAACAAUGAAACCCUACAUCAUGGGGGAGAAAAAUUAGAUUCUGAGACUUUAUCAGAGGAAAGUUUGCAACAAAUUAAAUUUUUGAGGGAUCUCUCUCAAAACUACCGUACAAUUCCUUGUAAGAACUAUCAUGGCUCGCAAGGAUGUGGUAGGUCUCGAUACUGCCACUUUAUUCACUUAUCUGAAUACGAAGGCAAAGAGAUCCCCAAAGAUGUCUUUGGGAAAGUCAGGCCUGCCUAUAUUAAUAAAAGGGAUAAGGUCCUGAAGGAGAUCAACUCUUCAGAGAAGCCACUCACUGACACUAGAGUAGGAGUCUUGUACCAGUACAUGCAGAAGUUCUUGACCUUAGACACUAUUUUGGAGCAUGAGAUCCAGCAAAGAAAAGAAACUGAUCUUCCCAAGUCUUAUAGAGAAGGAAGAAGAAAUGGAGCUUCAGUGAAGAAAUCCUACGUUGAGGAGACAGAGGAUCAAUAUGAUCCUUUACAAGGGAAUGGAUACUCAGAGCCAGAUCCUCUAAAUCAAAACCAUACAGCUCAGAGAGGAGGAUAUAAUUUUAGUAAAAACAACAGGAGACAUAACAAAAAGAUGAUGCUGUCCGAGGAAUUUAUGGCUUUAGGUGGAGAGCAGCCAUCUCAAAAUGAACCAAAGGCAUAUACUUCAGUAAAUUUUUAUUCACAUAAUUAG
Moneuplotes crassus is the source of this 1877-nucleotide messenger RNA. The record is from the annotation of a GenBank genome assembly. NCBI's taxonomy places the organism in Eukaryota, Ciliophora, Spirotrichea, Euplotida, Euplotidae.